AGCGGAAGCCCAGAUUCAGGUAGAGCGACAGCAGCAGCAGCAGCAGCCUCGGUCCGGUCCGCUGACGCUUGUAGUCGCCUCUGACACGGCUGACGUUAGCUCGGGUUUGGCCCGGUGGGGUUGGUACUUUAUCUACUUCACCUGCACAGUAAACAUUAUGUCGGCCGCGGAUCCCCGGACCUCGAGUGACGGCGGGCCGGCCAGCAGAGGAGGAUUCCCGGCUGGGGAGAGUAGCAACGAGCGCGACGGGCCAGGCGGCAGCAGCAGCGGCGGCGCGGAGGGCGAACCGGAGCGGGACCGGGCCACCUUCGAGUGCAACAUCUGUCUGGACACCGCCCGGGACGCGGUCAUCAGUAUGUGCGGACACUUGUUCUGCUGGCCCUGUCUUCAUCAAUGGUUGGAGACGCGGCCCAGCAGGCAGCAGUGUCCUGUGUGUAAAGCGGGCAUCAGCAGAGAGAAAGUCAUCCCGCUUUACGGCAGGGGGAGCUCCAGCCAAGAGGACCCCAGGUUGAAAACUCCCCCUCGGCCACAGGGACAGAGAACAGAGCCGGAGAGUCGGGGCGGGAUGUUUCAGGGUUUCGGGGACACCGGCUUUCACAUGUCUUUCGGCAUCGGUGCUUUCCCCUUCGGCUUCUUCACCACAGUCUUCAACGCCAACGACCCCUUUCACAGAGCAGACCAGUAUGCAGGGGAUCAGCAAGGCACCCCUAACCUCAACAACGGCAGUAACAACUGGCAGGACUCCCUCUUUCUGUUUGUGGCCAUCUUCUUCUUCUUCUGGCUGCUGAGCGUGUGACGUGGACCGGAGUCUCUGGAGUCUCUAUUAGCAAGAGGGAGGAGUGCGGGAAAAAAACCCAAACUAAACUAAAGCCACAGACACACACUCAUUCUACAUUUCCUAGCAUGUACUAACUUGAGAGAGAGUGGAGUAUUGUGUUGGAUCCCAAAACAAGAAGUACACGAUGUAUUAUAUCUAUUUGGUUUUCCCCUCCUGGCAAAGGCUGGUUCACUUCCUCAGCCCCGGCUAACUGCUUCAUUGAUUUUUGUUUACCCAAGUUGUGCGUAAACCCAAAAUCAUGAAUCAUGUUGGCGCUUGUUUUCUUCAUGCACCUGUACAUAAACACAGCCAGAACAAUAACUGCUGGGGUUCAGAGACAGUAUUAAGUGAUCAGGGUAUGUCAUGGCUUUUCUUUUUUUUAAGGUGCGGAAGAGGUGGGUGAAGGAUAAUUUGGGGCAGAGACUAGUUCUGUGUUUUUUUGGUUUUUCACAUUCCUCUUGUGGAGUUAAAUGAAAAGAGAGGGAAGGCUAUUUGUUAUUUCUUACUCUAGAUGGCCAAAGAGUAGCGGAUGAUUCAUGUCCGAUGUCAGGGGGGUGGAAAGUGUAAAUGAUUUGUGUUCCUGUUUACAGUUUCCUUGUGAAUUGAACAAGAACUCCUAGAAUUAGCGACUAAUGCUUGAGAACAGACAGACAAGUAGAAAUAGCACGGAUGGAUUUUUUUAUACAUUUGUCUUAACGAAAACCUGCCAUUGCACUGUGAAGUCAUUUGUAGACGCAACUGUCCUAAAGAUUGGAGCGUGUGUUGGCGUGUAACCACUUGUUGUGUCUUUCCUCACAAAGCUGUACAAACAAGGGACGAUUUAGCCCCAGUUUGGGAGAUUUUUUCGCAUCAACACGAGCAACUUGAGAGUAAAAAGCAAUCUGACACACACAGUUUGUUUAUUAAAGAGCAAAUUGUUGAGAGAGAAACGUUCUGACUAAUAAAGUAGCUCGAUAAGAUCUACACAAUACGUCUUGAAGGCAGACUCGAUGCAACGCACGAGCAGAAUCCUUUCAGUCAUUUGUUGAAGGGAGAAUUUACAGGAAGCUUUCUGUCAAGGUGAUUCGUUUUUUCUUGACUAUGUGUCAGUGUGUCUGAGUGAGUGUGUAAACAUUAUAUAUUUGUAUAUAUGAAUAUUGUAAAUGCUGUUUUUACGUGUUUGAGUGGAUGACCAGCCACAGGUCAGAAGGUUUGAGCGAGUUGGCCUCAAGAUGCUUUUGUAAAUCAAGUGAAUUCCUUUUAUUAGAAUAUGCUUGCAGCCCAAAUAACUCCUACAAACUUCACCAAUUAAUUUAAAUACAUAAAGUUUGUCCUUCCCUGCUAAUGUGAUUUGAUAUGGGGAGAUUUGCUCUUUUGUAACUGACACAGUGGACCUUCAUUUACUGAACACUGUUUAAAGCAGUUGAGCUAAACUAACACGCAUUCAUCUUAAUAAUAUCUGACAAGUUAAGGAAAAAGUGACACUCACUUCUUUCUUACUCCACACACACUUCUUUCAGUUUUAUACUUGUUUUCCGCCCCACACAGCUCUGGAGCCACAAACCGCUUCAUGGGAGUUUUUAUUCACCACAUAUACACUAUAACUUCCAAACAUAAUCAAACACAUUUUGGUGUGUGAUACCGCUGUAAUUCAGUAAUUCAUCUAAUCUAGAUGCAAUGGAUCGGACAAUAAAACAUCACCCAGGGUCAGAGGAACUCAAGGUUUUCUGUGGGAGAAACAGGAGCUCGUCAUUUCUUUCAUACCUGUCUGUUCAAGCUACUUUUUGUAUUAUAAGGCUUAUGUGACACUAAGUGAUGGAAGUCACGAUUUGACAGAGUUAAAUGGGAGACAUUGUGCAAAACCAAAUGAUGUAAGAGAUUAAAACUUAAUUAAAAACAAA
This is a messenger RNA of Notothenia coriiceps (black rockcod), 2697 nucleotides long. RefSeq names its product ring finger protein 5 (gene rnf5). Gene Ontology annotation, molecular function: metal ion binding; ubiquitin protein ligase activity. The coding region runs from base 158 to 796 and encodes 212 amino acids. Gene Ontology annotation, biological process: ubiquitin-dependent protein catabolic process. Gene Ontology annotation, cellular component: endoplasmic reticulum. The transcript is spliced from 6 exons. Lineage: Eukaryota; Metazoa; Chordata; Actinopteri; Perciformes; Nototheniidae. The record is from RefSeq and is a predicted model, not a curated record.